AUGCUACACGCCAUGGAUAUGGAAAAUUGUCACAAAAAUGCUGAAGGUAACAUCCUAACUUCCGAUCAGCUAGGAAGUGCCUUCCGUGUAGUUCCUCCGAAACGACCGAAGGGUGGAAACAAGGUAAAAGAGUCUUCAAAUAAAUCCCGUUCUCUACGUAUUGAAUCCACUCUUAAACCGGAAUACCGACCUUUGGGGUUAACUUCUUGGACCCCUGAGUUUUUACCAAACUCCCUCGUCCUAUCUGAAGGCUACCAACCAUCACUUUACUGCGGACCCUCAACUUCAACAUCCACACUUUUCAGCCUUGGAAUCCCAGAUCCAAGAGGAUUCUUGUCGUCAACUCACGAUAAAUUCUUCCCACCCUUCCCUGGAAGGUUAACGACAUGCUUUGGAUUCCCCUUCUAUACCUAUACGACUCCCUGUUCCACAAAAUCUGGGUUUUCUAUUAGGUCCCAAUCUGACACCAUUCCAAAGUCUACAGCACUAGGGGACGUUUUUUCUUGUGUUAAGUGCAGCAAAAUGUUCAGCACUCCCCACGGUCUGGAGGUACACGUGCGCCGAUCUCACAGCGGCAAGAGACCUUUUGCUUGUGAACUGUGUAAUAAAACAUUCGGCCACGAAGUAAGCUUGAGCCAGCACCGUGCCCUCCAUACCGCAGAGAAGAGUUUCGAGUGCAAGCAGUGCGGGAAGACUUUCAAGAGGUCGUCCACCUUAUCCACUCAUCUGCUAAUCCACUCCGAUACCAGACCCUACCCGUGUCAGUACUGUGGUAAACGGUUCCAUCAGAAGUCGGACAUGAAGAAACACACCUACAUCCACACAGGAGAAAAGCCUCACAAGUGUAGUCUCUGUGGUAAAGCUUUCAGUCAGUCGUCCAACUUGAUAACUCACUGCAGAAAGCACACUGGCUACAAACCAUUUACUUGCGACAUCUGUGGGCGAGCUUUCCAACGAAAGGUGGAUCUUCGACGUCACAAGGAAACGCAACAUGCUAGAGGUCAGCAGUUGCACCAGUAGGAGGAAUCGAAUACCACGCUAAGUGUUUGGUUGGAACCAAUAAGAACGUACGUUCGCGUAGCGGGUUCCGAGAGCUACUAGUGGAAAAGUUGGAAUUGAAAAUAGAAUUAAUAAAUCAUGUUUCUAAGAGCAUAAGAGUACCAUCUUAUGUACAAGUCGGUAUCGGUGAUGUUUUCAUCAAGCAAGGACUACGGGAUCAGUA
Messenger RNA from Limulus polyphemus (Atlantic horseshoe crab), 1222 nucleotides. Its product is annotated as zinc finger protein Gfi-1b-like. The record is from RefSeq and is a predicted model, not a curated record. Gene Ontology annotation, cellular component: nucleus. NCBI's taxonomy places the organism in Eukaryota, Metazoa, Arthropoda, Merostomata, Xiphosura, Limulidae. Gene Ontology annotation, biological process: regulation of transcription by RNA polymerase II. The transcript is spliced from 3 exons. Bases 1 to 1020 code for a protein of 339 amino acids. Gene Ontology annotation, molecular function: RNA polymerase II cis-regulatory region sequence-specific DNA binding; DNA-binding transcription factor activity, RNA polymerase II-specific.